UUUCUAACGAAAAAGAAAGAAUGUCGUCUUACUCAUACUUGUUCAAAUACAUCAUAAUUGGAGAUACUGGAGUCGGGAAAUCCUGCUUGCUCCUUCAAUUCACAGAUAAAAGGUUCAGGACACAGCACGACCUCACCAUUGGAGUUGAAUUCGGAGCCAGAGCUGUUGAGAUCAACAACGAAACCAUUAAGCUGCAAAUAUGGGACACUGCUGGACAAGAAUCCUUCAAAAGUAUCACUAGAUCUUACUACAGAGGCGCCGCUGGCGCCUUGUUAGUCUAUGAUAUCACUCGUAGGGAAACUUUCAACCAUAUCUCAACUUGGUUGGACGAGGUCAGACAGAAUGGCAACUCAGACAUGGUCAUUAUUAUGGUUGGCAAUAAAUCUGACCUAGAGUCAAAGAGACAAGUCUCUUUCGAGGAAGGUAAAUCCUUUGCGAAGGAUAACAAUCUGAUCUUCAUGGAGACUUCUGCUAAAACAAGUUCAAAUGUUGAAGAUGCUUUCUUAGAAACGUCUAAAUACAUUUACGACAAUAUUACUAAUGGAAUAUAUGACUUGUCUAAUGAGAAAUCCGGAAUUAGAGUUGGUAGCAAAGCUGGCAUCGCCGGUGAGAUUGAUAAGCCUAAAGAUAAAAAACUCAAGAAGACAAGGGAUGGGGAGACCAAGAACGAUGGAGGAUGAUGCUAGACAUGACCCUGACAAUACUUAUUUCUAAUAACAAAGAGUAGUUUCUC
This is a messenger RNA of Moneuplotes crassus, 733 nucleotides long. NCBI's taxonomy places the organism in Eukaryota, Ciliophora, Spirotrichea, Euplotida, Euplotidae. The record is from the annotation of a GenBank genome assembly.